Molecule: messenger RNA, 1043 nt
Organism: Phodopus roborovskii (desert hamster)
Lineage: Eukaryota; Metazoa; Chordata; Mammalia; Rodentia; Cricetidae
Gene: Mog
Product: myelin oligodendrocyte glycoprotein
Exons: 8
Coding region: 152-895 (247 amino acids)
Biological process (GO): regulation of cytokine production; T cell receptor signaling pathway
Cellular component (GO): external side of plasma membrane
Molecular function (GO): signaling receptor binding
Source: RefSeq, a predicted model, not a curated record
GCACAGCUGUGGUAAUACCCGGAUGGAGGUAGGGCCUGGGCAGUAGUGCCCUCCCAGAUUCUCCCUUCAGGCUUCUUGGAGUGAGAGACAUGCAUCCUGAGGGUCUCAGCUUGGCCUGACCCUGCAGCCAGGGACACGGUCCCCAGUAACCAUGAAGAUGGUCAGUUUGUGGAGCUUUACUCUAUCCAGCUGCCUCCUCUCCCUGCUCAUUCUCCUCCAGCUGUCACCCAGCUAUGCAGGACAGUUCAGGGUUAUAGGACCAGGGCAUCCCAUCCGGGCUUUAGUCGGGGAUGAAGCAGAACUGCCAUGCCGGAUAUCUCCUGGGAAGAAUGCCUCCGGCAUGGAGGUGGGGUGGUACCGUCCUCCUUUUUCUAGAGUGGUUCAUCUCUACCGAAAUGGCAAAGACCAAGAUGCAGAACAGGCGCCUGAAUAUCGGGGACGCACAGAACUUCUGAAAGACAGCAUCAGUGAGGGAAAGGUCACCCUCAGGAUCCAGAAUGUGAGGUUCUCGGACGAAGGAGGCUUCACCUGCUUUUUCAGAGACCACUCUUAUCAAGAGGAGGCAGCAAUUGAGUUGAAAGUGGAAGAUCCCUUCUACUGGAUCAACCCUGGGGUUCUGGUUCUCAUCGCUCUUCUGCCUGCACUCCUCCUGCAGAUCUCUGUAGGCCUUGUGUUCCUGUUUCUGCAGCACAGACUGAGAGGAAAACUUCGAGCAGAAGUCGAGAAUCUCCAUCGGACUUUUGAUCCUCACUUCCUGAGGGUGCCCUGCUGGAAGAUAGCACUGUUUGUUAUUGUGCCUGUUCUUGGACCCCUGGUUGCCUUGAUCAUCUGCUACAACUGGCUGCAUCGAAGACUAGCAGGACAGUUUCUUGAAGAGCUAAGAAACCCCUUUUGAGUGAUGGUGCAACUUCCUGGCAUGAAGGAGAGCCUGGCAGGCCAAGAGACAGGUUGUUGGGGAUGUCUCACUGGCCUCUUUGCUGUAGGCACUUUCCAAUCUACAUCUACAAAAACACUCUGGACUCCAAACAGAAUUUGAUUUCCCU